AUGAUCUCAACUAUUGAUUUCCUGCUUAUAUUUAGGUGUAGCAAAAACAUUAAAGGUCAGCAUUAUGAUGUUAUUACUGGAUCUCAGUGCCGCACGGAUCCACGGACUUCACUACCGACUAAUGGUUGCAAGUUUCUUCCUAACAAAUAUCAAAACACACACAAUUCCAUAAUGUUUCUACCUGGCCUGAAUUCUGUAAGCGCAUUUUGUCGUGAAAACGAGCACAACUAUGAAGCCCCAAACCUGCAGAAUAAAAAAUGUGGCAAAGCAACAUGGACUGUAAUAUUCGAGGAUUCUGUGGAUAAAAACGCACUUCGCUCUUUAAAACCACUGAAGUCUUCUCCACCAGCACCAUCUUUUAAAGUUGUGCAGCGAAUGCAUCGGGUCGUUUGUCUCGUACUUGAUGUCUCAGGAAGCAUGAAAGGCUCUAGAAUACUUCGACUGCAACAGGCUGCCACACAUUUCUUGCAGAAUAUCAUUGAGGACCAAUCCAGUGUUGGAAUUGUAACUUUUAGUACUUCUGCUUCUACUCUGAGUCAACUGACUUCAAUUGACAAUGAGUCCACACGAAAGAAACUUAUAAAAUUGUUGCCAAAGGAGGCAAAUGGAUGGACAAACAUGUGCAAAGGCCUCAAUCUAGGCUUAGAGGUACUUAAAAAGGACAAUGGGGAUGUAGAAGGAGAUGAAAUAAUUUUUUUGACAGAUGGUGAAGCCACAGAUGACCUUAAUAGCUGUGUUCCCAACGCAAUUAAUAGUGGCGCCAUUAUACACACAGCUGCUUUUGGUAAUAAAGCCAAUAAAGCACUGAGGGAAAUGGCAGAGAAAACUGGGGGAAAAUUUAUCACAGCCACUGAUGACAUUCUCUCUAAUCAACUACUGAAUGGAUUUUCUACAUUAACUAUACCUACAGGAGAUCAAACAAAAGACCCAGUUCAGAUAGACAGUGUGGGAGCAAAAACAUCUGAUUGGUUCAAUGGGACAGUAUCAGUCGAUCAGACUAUUGGUACCAAAACCAGCUUUACAAUAACUUAUGAAACAACUGCACCUAAAGCCUACAUACAGUCACCUAGUGGCUUAGUCUACAAUCAAAUGAAGAUGAGUCAUUAUAAAUCAACAAAAACAAUAACUUUUAAAGUACCAGGAACCGCACAGCCUGGGGACUGGAAGUACAGUAUCCAAAGUCCAAUAUUUCAGACUUUGACUAUAACAGUAACGAGUCAAGCAUCACAAGCUGAUGUUCCUCCUAUCAUUGUCAAAGCCCACAUGAACCAGCAGUUCAAUGAUGGCACUAAACCUAUGAUAGUGUUUGCUGAGGUUAGUCAGGAUUACAAGCCUGUAAAAAAUGCUGAAGUGUGGGCUACACUGGAGCCAGAAACUGGGCCUGCACAAACAUUACAACUCCUGGACAACGGAGCAGGAGCUGAUGCUUUCAAAGAUGAUGGCGUCUAUUCCAGAUAUUUCGCAAAGAUGAAAAACGGGAGAAGCAGCUUGAAAGUAAGAGCAAAGAAUCAAGAUGGACAAGCCAGAUUUACUUUCCAAAAAAGGGGCGGUGCUCCGUAUGUACCUGGAUAUAUAGUAAACGGUGUGGUUGAACUGAACCCAUCAAAAUCUCCAGUUUUGUCAGAAUCACUUGUAAUUGGAAACUUCACCAGAACAGCCACCGGAGAGAGUUUUGAGGUUGUACUUAAAAGCACAACUCCACCAAAUUUCCCUCCGAACAGAAUCACAGAUCUGAGCGCUGAGAUCCAGGAGGACACUGUGCUUCUCAGCUGGACAGCUCCUGGUGAGGACCUUGACCAAGGGACAGUUUCGUACCCUCACAGCUGCCAGCAGCUGGAAAAAGUUGCUCGCUUCCCACCACCUAUCAUCAAGGACUGA
This is a messenger RNA of Puntigrus tetrazona (Sumatra barb), 1878 nucleotides long. RefSeq names its product calcium-activated chloride channel regulator 4A-like. The transcript is spliced from 10 exons. Lineage: Eukaryota; Metazoa; Chordata; Actinopteri; Cypriniformes; Cyprinidae. The record is from RefSeq and is a predicted model, not a curated record. The coding region runs from base 1 to 1878 and encodes 625 amino acids.